Pelodiscus sinensis (Chinese soft-shelled turtle) is the source of this 1944-nucleotide messenger RNA. RefSeq names its product limb development membrane protein 1 (gene LMBR1). Gene Ontology annotation, molecular function: transmembrane signaling receptor activity. The record is from RefSeq and is a predicted model, not a curated record. Gene Ontology annotation, biological process: signal transduction. NCBI's taxonomy places the organism in Eukaryota, Metazoa, Chordata, Testudines, Trionychidae. Gene Ontology annotation, cellular component: plasma membrane.
ACCGCCCUUGCGCCGGGAGCACUUCUGGCUCCGCCCUUUUCCCCUCCCCUCGCCGGGGGCCGGGCUAGUAGUGGCGCAGCGGACACUGUUGCUGUGAUGCAGUCAGAGAGGCUGGGCCUGCCCCCUCGCCGCCGCACAGUGACAAACCCCGGGAGAUAGUUAGCUCCGCUGGGGUUGUCGGAGCCUUCGGUCGUCUCGCUCGCCGCCUGGGCCCCGGGGAGCAGUUGGAGCCACUGCCGGCCAUGAUCCCCCGCCCGCUGCAGGAAGGGCAGGAGCAGAAACUGCUGGCGGGGGCUGCGGGAGUAUGAAGGAUGGAAGCGGACGAGGUGACAAUUCGCGAGCAGAACUUCCACAGCCAAGUGCGGGAGUACACGAUCUGUUUUCUCCUAUUUGCUGUUCUCUACAUUCUUUCCUAUUUCGUAAUCACAAGAUACAAAAGGAAAGCAGAUGAGCAGGAGGAUGAAGAUGCCAUUGUCAACAGAAUUUCGCUGUUUUUGAGUACCUUCACUCUUGCAGUUUCAGCUGGUGCCGUCCUGCUUCUACCUUUUUCAAUAAUCAGCAAUGAGAUCCUGCUUUCUUUUCCACAAAACUACUAUAUUCAGUGGUUAAAUGGCUCUCUGAUCCAUGGAUUGUGGAAUCUUGCUUCUCUUUUUUCCAAUCUUUGUUUAUUUGUGUUGAUGCCCUUUGCUUUCUUCUUUCUGGAAUCAGAAGGAUUUGCUGGCUUAAAAAAGGGGAUCAGAGCACGAAUUUUGGAAACAAUUGUUAUGCUUAUUCUUCUUGGGCUGCUUAUCCUUGGAAUAGUGUGGGUGGCUUCAGCUCUCAUUGACAAUGAUGCUACCAGUAUGGAGUCUUUGUAUGAUCUUUGGGAAUUCUACCUCCCUUAUUUAUAUUCCUGUAUAUCACUCAUGGGAUGUUUAUUACUUCUUUUAUGCACGCCAGUGGGACUUUCACGAAUGUUUACAGUGAUGGGUCAGUUGCUGGUAAAGCCAACAAUCCUUGAAGACCUAGAUGAACAGAUCUACAUCAUCACUUUAGAGGAAGAAACAAUCCAGAGGAGACUAAAUGGUGUGUCUUCUACCAUGGAGUACAAUACAGUGGAGCUGAAACAGGAACUUGAAAAUGUGAAGAGCAUGAAAAAAAAAUUAGAACGGCGGAAAAAAGCUUCUGCAUGGGAGAGGAAUUUAGUGUAUCCAGCUGUUAUGAUAUUGCUGCUUAUUGAGACGUCCAUCUCAGUCCUCUUAGUUGCCUGCAACAUUCUUUGCCUGUUAAUCGAUGAGACUGCAAUGCCAAAGGGAUCAAGGGGGCCUGGAAUAGGAAAUGCCUCCCUAUCCACUUUUGGUUUUGUGGGAGCAGCACUUGAAAUCAUUUUGAUUUUCUAUCUCAUGGUAUCCUCUGUCGUCGGCUUCUAUAGCCUUCGCUUUUUUGGAAAUUUCACUCCCAGGAAGGAUGACACAACUAUGACAAAGAUAAUUGGAAACUGUGUGUCAAUCUUGGUGCUCAGCUCUGCUUUGCCAGUGAUGUCAAGAACACUGGGAAUUACCAGAUUUGAUCUGCUUGGAGACUUUGGAAGGUUUAACUGGCUGGGAAACUUCUACAUUGUGUUAUCAUACAAUUUACUCUUCGCCAUUAUGACAACUCUUUGUCUGAUCAGAAAGUUCACCUCUGCUGUGCGAGAAGAGCUCUUCAAGGCAUUAGGUUUAGAUAAACUUCAUCUGUCGAACAAUGCAAGGGACUCUGAGACAACAAAGCUUUCUGCAAAUGGACAUCAGAAAACACUGUGAGAAGCAAUCUUCAAUCAAUAGUUCUAAAAACAACCUCAUCACAUUCCUGUCAUCUUUAUCAAAAUACUUUUGUAUUAAUUUCACUUGUUGAUAAUUUUGGGUCCAGCUGUCUCUCACGUUUCACACUCUGUAUUUCUGAAAAAACAGGCUACUUCAGAUUUUA